This is a messenger RNA of Brassica oleracea var. oleracea, 2505 nucleotides long. RefSeq lists its product as uncharacterized. The transcript is spliced from 2 exons. Lineage: Eukaryota; Viridiplantae; Streptophyta; Magnoliopsida; Brassicales; Brassicaceae. The record is from RefSeq and is a predicted model, not a curated record. The coding region runs from base 979 to 2505 and encodes 508 amino acids.
UGGUUCCUUCAUUAAAAGAGUGAUGAAGUCAUUAACCUUUGGUCGUGGAGUAACUGCUUCAAAACUUCUAAACUGAGGAUCAGAUAAGUCAGGAGCCUGCAAUAUAAUAUAUGCUCCUUUGUUUCUGUACCUCUCUCUCGUUGCCUGUAUCAUAACAACAACAAGAUAAAGAUUUUGAUCCGCAUCAAUCUUCCUGUGUCAGAUUACAUUAGAGAAGUACCUGGAACUGUGGAUAGUCUGGAGCACUGAAGAUAGUGAUAAGCUUUCCAGAUUGAACAUCGUGAUCUAUUGUAUAUCCUAAGACCCCAAAGAAGACCAAUGCCUCUCUGUUAAUUUGGAGAAAGGCCUGGAAUCAAUGAAGGAUCAGACCAUAAAACAUCUCCUGGAAUCAAGUUGGAACCUUCCCAAGGAGGAUCAAGAACUGAUCUUCUAGCUUGCAUCAAUUCUUCUAAAGUACCAAGCUUCAAUGAGCUCAGCUCAGGUUCUUGACGAAGCACCAGAGGGUUCUUCUUUCCCCUUGUUCUCUUAGACACAACAGGGCUGCUACAGCCCUCCGUGUGCUGUAUAGACACGUCCAGAGAUAACGGAAGCCAAAGGAAGACCUUCAAAGCAACCUAAACACUUGAGGUACACAUGUUUCCCCUUGUCACCGUAUUUUGUAAGCACUUCCUUUUCGAAACCGUACAUAGAUGUACAGACUUUAGAUGGUGAAUUCAAAUGCAAAAUUCACACUUUUUUUCUCUCUCAAGAAGGCGAUUUCCGGUGAAUUUAUUGCCAUCGCUCCCUUUCCUUUUUCUCUUCCUCACCGUGAGUGAAAUUCAAUUACCGGCCCUUGGCAACGGUAUUCUGUUUUUGGGAAGUGCAUCUCCAAUUUCCUUUUUAGCGAUUCUCCCCCAAUCAAAUCAAAGGAAAAUCUCCCCUUAUUUGUCCAUCUUUCCUCUUAUACCUCUCUUAGCAAUCAAGAAUUUCCAAAUCUGAAUGAAUUCCCUAAAGAUUGUGGCGGAAUAUAGCGUAAUCAAUGGGAGUUUCUCCAUAAUCACUCUUGACCUUCUUCGGAAGAAUCUCCCCCCUCGCCGAAACCUUGCCUACUGCUUCAGCACCACCGCGGAGAAUAUGGCCGAUUUUCUUCACAAAGCCAUUGGAGCAUUGUCUCUUGAAGAUGAGGAACCUCUAGUCCUCCCUGAUAGCCCCCAGUACAGAGUCUUUGAUGAGAAUGAAAAAAGCUUACUGGGUCGUCUUCUCAAUCUGGAGUGUCAAUCAAUGGAAAGAAUGAUUGACUACAUGCCAACGGCUUGGCGUGUGCAAGGGAGAGUUCGUGGAAUUGCGCUGUCUCGAGACAGAUUUCAGUUUGUUUUCCAGCGUGAAGAGGAUCUAGCGACGGUCCUGAAGGACCGCCCAUGGUCGUAUAACCACUGGGCAAUGGUUAUAGAACGGUGGUCUUCCUUCCCCCCGGAGAACUUUCUCCAGAAUAUGAGCCUUUGGAUUCGGAUCAGACAUAUUCCAGCUGAUUUCUUCACUGUUAAAACAAUGUUUAGACUGGCUUCGGAAAUUGGAGAAGUGGAGGAGAUUGCCUAUGACCCUGAGGUAUCUCAUACGAAGGACUACAUCAGAGCGCAAGUGAUAUUUGAUACCACUAAGCCACUGAAAGCAACACGGAAGCUGAGCACACCUGGAAAGGUGGUCACUAUUGAGUUUGAAUAUGAGAAGAUACACAAAAGAUGCUUUCAUUGCUUGCGUCUAACACAUGAAAAGAUCCGAUGUCCUAUGCUGAGGAAAGGUGCUCAGACUGAACAGAGAGUGCCCCCUGAUCCUGUAGAGGAAGUGGCGAUAGCCCAGAGCAAGCGUAAUGCGACACGUCCAGUUGAGAUCUUGGAGGGGCCACCUGGUUUUCCACCCUUGUUCCCGGAGCUAUCUAAACAAGACUUGAAAAUGGCUAUGCAGUACAUCUCAAACUCUGAUCCAACAGAGAGAAUGGCCAGGAUUGAAAGGGUUCGGCAAGGAAUUGAAGACAACAAAACAGAGGCCUCAGUGCGACUUACAAGAAUCUCGGGUGAUUUGGAUAAAGGAAAAGGCCAUGUUUUUAGUUACACGGAACCAUCUUUCUCUCAGCUGCUGCAACGACAGACUGACAAUGCCCUGAUGAUCUCUGCCAUACCAACAACCUCUCGUGGAGAAGAACAAGAGACAUCAUCUUCAUACUCUUCGGCUCUAUCUGCUCCAACCUUGACUUCGACGGGUUUUCAGCUUGGCCCCUCGCUGGAGGGGCGAGCCUCCGGAAGCCUGAGUCAGAAAAAAACAAUGCGCCGACGGCCCACCUCCUGGAAAAGGAAAGUGACUCCGAAAGCCAGUGCUGCAACAGAGGACCAAGUGGGCACAUCUCACCCAUCUUCUCAACGCAACACGAAGAGGAAAUCUACUUCUCCUUUGCUCGCUUCAGACAACAAAAACCUGAAAACAUCAGAACCUACGGUGGCUUCCAGUGUGAAGCCGCUGCUGCCCCAAUGA